GGCAAAGGGGAGGGCGCGAGGGAAUAUUUCUGCAUUCAUUCGGUCGUGGGAGCUCGGAGAUGCUUUUCCCAACAAGUAAGCAAGUGAAGCAGAGGGAACGAGAAAGAUAAGAGACAAGGAAGAGAGAGAGAGAGGCGCUUUCUGAAAUUUAAGAAGCUGAAGACACUGAGAUCAACUGGGUCGUGUCGGAUAACCAGAGAUCACACUUCACUCGGAAUCGUCGAUGGCGAGGGAAGAGGAAGAGGAGGAUGCUCGGCCCUUGACAACCAUCAGGGUCAGGGCGAGGCCAGACCCCUUCUUGGUCGUCUGUCGAUGCUUCAGCGUCUUGACCAUCGCCGCGGCGCUCAUCUGCGUGGCCGUCAACGGCGUCUCCGCCUACAAAUCUUUCGAGAACGCUUCUGAUAUUUUUGGCGGGAUCUUUCGGUGCUACGCUAUUCUCAUAGCUAUUUUGGUUGCGGUUGCUGAGACAGAAUGGGGUUUCAUUUUCAAGUUUUGGAGGAUACUUGAAUACUGGGCUGGUAGGGGAAUGCUUCAGAUUUUUGUGGCUGUGAUGACAAGAGCUUAUUCAGAAAGCACUGGGGAGAAGCAAGUUCUGGUAAUACUUCAAGAAAUCGGGAGCUACAUGCUUCUUGCUUGUGGUGUGAUUUAUGUACUCUCGGGAAUACUCUGCAUUGGUUGUGUCAAGCGUUCUCGUCUCCGUAAGGAACUCACAAGGGAGCAGGCAGCCAAGCACUUGGAAGAACUUGAGAGACGAAGGGAGCAGCUCAGAGCAUUCUUAGUAGAAAGAGUUUGAUGAUCAAAAACUUCGUGGCAGUUUGUACGUAUCGUGUGAAGGAGAAGGGACAAAAUUGCAUGUCCACUGGGACUGUUUGUUUUUGUAAUCUCUCUCUCUCUCUCUCUCUCUCUCUCGCCAAGUGUCAUUUUGGCAGAAGUGAUAUUCUUUUAUCUGACGAAGAAACCAAGGUUCUUGUUCGGGAGCACCCGGGGCUGUUGUGGAUUUGUUUGUAUUUUUCACUAUGAAUGGAUCAAGGUAGACACCUGUUUCUUCUCUC
Molecule: messenger RNA, 1052 nt
Organism: Nymphaea colorata (pocket water lily)
Lineage: Eukaryota; Viridiplantae; Streptophyta; Magnoliopsida; Nymphaeales; Nymphaeaceae
Exons: 6
Coding region: 224-793 (189 amino acids)
Source: RefSeq, a predicted model, not a curated record